Molecule: messenger RNA, 831 nt
Organism: Saprolegnia parasitica CBS 223.65
Lineage: Eukaryota; Oomycota; Saprolegniomycetes; Saprolegniales; Saprolegniaceae
Exons: 1
Coding region: 16-798 (260 amino acids)
Source: RefSeq, a predicted model, not a curated record
CGCGUCCAGGCGCACAUGGUCACGGUGCAGACGUUCGCGUCGCUCUUGGACAAGACGUGGCAGCAGUCCAAGGCCAUGACAUACGUCCGCGGGCCCGCCGAGAAGAAAUGGGAGCAGCUGGUGCUCGUGGCCGACCCGACGCUCCGCGUGCGUGGGAUGCACGCGAUGCUGGACCGCGAGCGCGCGCGGAUCGAAAGCGCGUUUGUCGAAGCCGGGCUCAUCGACGUCGUCGACGAAGUUCAGAAGCACGUGUCCCAGUAUACGCACAACAACAGUCUCGAGUUCCACACGAUUUUACACCGCCACACGCCGCUGUCACUGCACGCGCUGCUGGAGGGGACGUGGAACGUGCUCCGGGGCACAGUCACGAUCCAGAACCUCCCGCGCUACUGCAAGCACCUCGAAGACAUUGACGCCGACACCACAUAUGUCUCUGGCUGGCUCGAACAUCCGCUUGGACAGUUCCAGCGGCGCGUGCUCUGCAAGCAGUACGUGAGUGAGGUGGAUGGCCGCACCCAGUGCAUCAUCGUCUGCCGCAGCAUCGAAGACGACGAAUUGUCACCUUACGACGCGUCGUUGCCACACGCCAACGAGGUAUCGUGGACGUUCAUGGAGGCCAACCCGAGCGGUGGAACGACCGUCAAGUACUUUCAGAAGCUGCGGCCGUCGGCAUGGACGGCGUCGACACCCAUGAGCUCGCACUGGGCCGACCGGCUCGAGGAGCAUUCGCAAAAGGUGCGCCACGCCGUGCACCAGUACCUUGACCACUUUGGCGCGACUCGACCACCGCAACGGUGAACAACUCCUCUCAGUUCUUCUUGCGUCUGCACG